Recurvomyces mirabilis is the source of this 915-nucleotide messenger RNA. RefSeq lists its product as uncharacterized. Lineage: Eukaryota; Fungi; Ascomycota; Dothideomycetes; Mycosphaerellales; Teratosphaeriaceae. Gene Ontology annotation, cellular component: plasma membrane. Bases 1 to 915 code for a protein of 304 amino acids. The transcript has 6 exons. Gene Ontology annotation, molecular function: acetate transmembrane transporter activity. The record is from RefSeq and is a predicted model, not a curated record.
AUGGCGACGAAUACCGAUACUUACCAGGCUGCGGCGCGGAACCAGAACAUGACCGCCGGCGGCAACGGUCCAAUGGAGAAGGACUACGGCAACGGUUACCACCUCGACAAGGACCACGAUCCAGAACGCGCUCUUGAGCGCAUCAGGACCACUGGCAGCCUGUCCAUCUCCCCUGAGCUCUUCGAGAAGAUCUACCUGUCGCCACAGAAUAGAGUUGCUGGCGAUCUUCGAAAGACUUUUGGUAACCCAACGCCUCUUGCACUCGUCGGUUUCCUGCUUUCCCUCUCACCACUCUCGUGCAUCCUUAUGGGCUGGCGAGGCGCAGGAGGCAAUGGCGCAUCCGACACUGGUGUCUACUUCGGCUUCGGUGGUGUAUUGAUGAUUCUCGGGGCUAUCGGCGAGUGGAUCAUCGGUAACACCUUCCCCUUCGUCGUCUUUGGCAGCUUCGGUGCCUUCUGGAUCUCAUGGGGCAUGACUCUUCAACCAUUCUACAAUUCCUACGGCGCCUACUCAACCACUGGUGUCGUUGCUGAGGGUCUUACCGAGCCCAAAUUCUACGCCAGCUUUGCUUUCUUCCACCUCUUCAUGGGCGUCCUCUGCUUCAUCUACAUGAUCUGCUCCCUGCGCACCAACAUCGUCUUCUUCGGCAUCUUCGCCACGCUCGUUCCGGGCUUCGGGUGUCUCGCUGGCGCUUUCUGGCAGACCGCUCUUGGCAAUGUGGCGUUGGCGACUAAGUUGCAGAUCGCUGCUGGCGCGUUGACAUUCAUCGCGGACAUGCUCGGCUGGUGGAUCUUCUUCGCCAUCUUGUUGGCUUCUUUGGACUUCCCAUUCCAGCUUCCUGUUGGCGAUCUUUCUCACAUUAUCAAGGGUGCUAGUGAUAAGAAGAAGGAGAAGGAGGCACAAUAUGAUGCUUAG